UCUGGUUUACGCUUUUGCCAACGAAACUUGUUCGAAAGUACACUUACCCCUUGUUGUUUUUAAUUAGAAACGCAAAAAAGUUUUGAGAAAUAAAAUAAAUAUAUUAAUCACAAGCAUUAUCUGUGAAUAGGAAAAAUACAGUGCCAGUGAAAUACAUUUUGCAGUCUUUGGGAAAGCAUUGAAGGACUCUAACCAAAUCUGGCGAGUUUUUACGCUCUAUUUGUGGGAAAACGCGACGUUCGUUUUCUGGUUGAAUGUGCGAAGAAUAGCAAUACAAAAUGAAAUAAAUUAUUUUUCAUUACGUCAACAAAAAAGCUUAAAAACAAAUACAUCGCUGUAGAGAUAAAUGUACACAGAUGUGCAAAAAAAUUUUUGUGAAGAAACAUAAAAGUUAACGGUGCCAAUAUACACAGGACAACAAAAAUAUUAAAUUUUACAUAAAUACAAUGUAUGUGUAAUAAUUAACAGUAAUAUUGCAUAUUUCGCAUGCAUCGGUACAGUUUUAUGUGUUGGUAGUUAGUGGCGUUGAAAACAAUCAUAUCCGAAUUACCGCUGAUAGCAGACGUAUUUUAUGUGCUGCAGAAAAUUAUUCAAAUUUCAUAUAGCAUACAACAUAUAGUGACCGCUUAAACUCGUGCACCGUUAAUCUAUAUAUAUAUUAUUUAAGCUUACAUCUAAAGCAGCAAGUUUGCAAAAAAUUAGCAGUGAAUGCAGCAAAGGAAACGUGAUUAUUUAAAAUGGAGGAAAUUGUUAAAGAAGACAUGUUGACUGAAUUGCUGUCGGCUUUCUCGAAAAAAGCAUUUGAUGCUUGUACAACUGAGCCAAGUAAAUUAGACAUAACCACGAUGGAAAAGGUGGAAAUUCUGAUGCAGCAGGACUACAGUCUCUUCGAAAUAGACAACAGUGGCGGCGUACUUAGUGGCUGUUAUCCACCACGCAUCCUCGUGCCUGAAUACGAGCAUAACGGCAUUGCCAAAAAACACACUGCCAAUUCAGUGAGCAGACAGAAUGGUAGCUCCAAUGGCUCGAAUACCAAUGGCAGCGGCGGCGGUGAUACAUCGAAUGGCGAUUCGAUAAUUCAAAAAACUCAACAGCAAACGUCUGAGAGGAGCAGUAAUACAUCCACGACGCCAGUGAUUGAAGAUAACGAAAAAAAGAAUGGCAACAGCAACGGUAAUAGUAACGGCAAUGGCUUUGACACAUGCCCAGAAAAUGGUAGUGACGGCGAUAGUGGUGUACAAUCAUUUGUUAGAGUUGCAUCGAAGCCGGCACGACCGCAGCGUCCGCAAAAAACCAUCUACGAAGAGGUGUAUGAUGCGAAUAAAAUGCGUGAGUUCAUUACACGUGCUCGCUAUGCACGUUGUCGUCAACGUUUUGUGGUGCCUGUUAUCCUUUGCCGUGGCAAAUUUAUUUGUCGCUCAGCGACAGUCUCUGUGGUACAGGAAACUUACAUUAAUUUUGGCCGCGACUACCUGUCGGGCAAUGGUAAUGAAACACAACAACGAACAGUAGACGUAGAAAAUGAAUCCCUGGGCAACUCAAUUAACGAUCCACCUUCGCCUUUUUCCUACAGAGAGGUGAUUAAAAACGACAUUGGUCUGUUAAAAACGCUCAAUAUCAAAACCAUCGUGGAUCUGAUGGUCGAAAAACGGAAAGUCAAAUUUUUCGUUGCAAUAUCUUCAUCGGAGAAAGCCGAUCCGCAACAUUACGAACAAUUCAAUUUGCUCUCCCUGCCAUAUCCGGGUUGCGAGUUCUACAAGAAAUUCCGCGAUCACAAUUAUAUUGCAAGCAAUUUGUACUACAAUUGGGAGAAAUCAUUUAAUGAUGCCGAUAUUAGUAUACCUGCAGGACCUGCUAUGGAUCUUGACAUAAAUUGGGAUGAAUAUAGAAAAUGGGAUUUGGUGGAGAUCACACAAAAUUACCUCAAAGCAAUACUUAAAUAUGUGCAAGAAGAAACUGGUGGCUUGCUGGUGCACUGUAUCAGCGGUUGGGAUCGCACACCACUCUUCAUAUCGUUACUACGCCUAUCGCUUUGGGCGGACGGUCUCAUACAUAAAUCUCUAGAUGUUCUAGAAAUCACAUACCUUACUGUGGCCUAUGAUUGGUAUUUGUUUGGUCAUCAAUUGCCUGAUCGUGAGAAGAAAGGCGAAGAUAUAAUACUCUUCUGCUUUCACAUGCUGAAAUUUCUCGGCAGCGAGGAGUUUAGUUUGGUGGAGCAUAGGAAACGAACAAAAACGACUAGUAGUAGCAGCAGUAUCGGCUUAAUAUCAAAACCAGAGGAUGAUGCCAAGUUGAGGGAAGAACUAUAUGCGGCCGCCUGCGAACAAGAUAGUAAUGAUAGUUUUUCUGGUACUUCCAACUGUGAUGUUCAGCUUACUGACGCAGUAAGCGCUAUGACAUUGCCUUGUGCAUCAAUACAGGCAAAUGAGUGUAAUAAUACACUCACUAGUCGUUCGCCAAAUUCUAGACGUGCCACCCAUUUCUUCCAUAGCUCAAGGACUAGCCCCAUGCCCGUGCCUGGCGCAAAUGCGUCACGUCAACGCCAUGAAUCAGUAUCAUCGAAUAGCAGUUGGCAUGUGGUAACAGAGACUGGCUCCAUAGACUCCGUCCUGGCUGGCAGUUAUAUGCGUCAUUAUCUGGCCGAACGUUCGGAGAAUAGUUCGGUGACUUCAAAUAACAGCAUUCCUUCGAGUAAUCGCUCUAGCUCCGGUAGCAAUGGGAACAGUGGUAGUGAUACACUUGAUUGUGGUGUAAGCCCACAUAAUACGAGUGGCGGUAGUGACAACAGCCAAAAUAGUGGUGAAAGUUACAAAAGUGCUUUGAGCGAUCCCAACAGCGGCAACAAUGGUGCACUUCCAACCACAGCUGAAGGUGUCCAGUCUGACUGCAGCACUGAUCUCGCUGAUUCAGCGCCUUCAUCGAAUGGCAGAAGAGGAGCUACAGAGCGUGAGAAACGUUUGAACUCUGUGCGUGCGGUAUUAAUACGCAACUAUGGCAAAGGUGUGGGAUUGAAAUUGAGGGAUGGUUCCGGCUUAAGUAUUGGCACGUUUAUUGGAACACUAUUCUAAAGAGAAAUGAUGCAACAUGACAAGCGGCAUGAAUCAUGUGCACGCACAUACAAAAACACACAUAAAAACACAUUUACAUACACAUACAAUUUUAAAAUUAACAUUUAUUUUUAUUCUCAUAACGGUGUUAUUUUCGUGAAAAUUAAAAAAAAAUAGACAUAAAUUGUAUAAUGGUCGAACUGCAGUUUACGACUUCUGUUAUCAACAAAUGUUAGGUUAUUUUGGAAAAUUCAUGUGGUAUUCUUAAUUUUAAUGAGAGUAACACUACUUAAUUAUUGCUUUAACUUUUAUAAUAAAUUGUUACUUCGUUUAAACGAAUGGGCAAUUUUUUGGUUGUCAAUGUAUAGCGGUUUGUUUAAAUUUUAAAAAAUGUAUGUCUUUUUUAAUCGACACUAAAUAAAAUUAUUGUAUUCGCUUCAUAUAAACGAUAACGGUUAGGUUUGUAUAAUAAUGAAACCGUUAAACUAAGCCAAACACUUUCCUUAAAAACGAAAACUCUAGAAUAGAAUUGUUCAAGUACGUAUCGUCGUCAGACUGGCAAUUGCUUUAAUUUUAGCAUUAAGUGCAUAUGUAUGUGUAUAUUUUUAUUCUAGAAGAAAUCAUGUUGAAUUUGCUAUUUUACAUUUAAGUUUCAAUCACUACAAAACUUUUACAAUUUAUGUUUGUUUAAAAAUUACAGUUUUAAGUGUUCUUUCUGCUUUAUUGUAUGUAUACAUAAAUAUAUCGAACGGUACGCAUUUUUUAAUUACGACUUAUUGAAUUUUACGUUAUGUCAAAAGUCACUGAGUAAAAACAUUGACGCUGCCGCCGCACUAUUUUGUAAUUUUGAUAUGAAAUUUUGAUAUUAAAAUAUACUAGUGUGUGCAUUUCCCUCCCGUU
This is a messenger RNA of Ceratitis capitata (Mediterranean fruit fly), 3947 nucleotides long. It is a transcript of the gene EDTP, whose product is annotated as myotubularin-related protein 14. The coding region runs from base 738 to 3068 and encodes 776 amino acids. Gene Ontology annotation, biological process: dephosphorylation. Gene Ontology annotation, molecular function: phosphatidylinositol-3-phosphate phosphatase activity. The transcript has 7 exons. The record is from RefSeq and is a predicted model, not a curated record. NCBI's taxonomy places the organism in Eukaryota, Metazoa, Arthropoda, Insecta, Diptera, Tephritidae.